Messenger RNA from Peromyscus leucopus (white-footed mouse), 8233 nucleotides. It is a transcript of the gene Cfap46, whose product is annotated as cilia and flagella associated protein 46. The coding region runs from base 81 to 7982 and encodes 2633 amino acids. Gene Ontology annotation, biological process: cilium movement involved in cell motility; axoneme assembly. The transcript has 59 exons. The record is from RefSeq and is a predicted model, not a curated record. NCBI's taxonomy places the organism in Eukaryota, Metazoa, Chordata, Mammalia, Rodentia, Cricetidae. Gene Ontology annotation, molecular function: protein binding.
CCUCCGUCUGGGUCCGUCUCUAGGCAACCGCUUACCGGUACAGCAGCGAAGCCGCUGUCUGACUGUGGGCCUCAGGCGCCAUGGACCUGGUCAUCACGCAGGAACUGGCCCGUGCCCAGAAUCAACAAGACGCAGCUGCCCUGCAACGAGCUUAUGAGCUGAUCAAGUCAGCAAACCUGGGAAAGUCGGAGUUCGACCCCUCAGAGAGCUUCAGCCCGGACCUGUUCGUGCUGUGUGCAGAGCAGGCACUCAAGAUGGGCGAGCCUGAAAUGAGUGAUGACUGCAUCCAGAUGUACUUCAAAGUGAAGGGGCCAGUCACUCAGUUUCUGGGUCGAGCACACUUGUGCAGGGCCCAGCUUUGUGCCCCACAAUCAGAGGAAAACCUGGAGGAAUUUGAAAACUGUGUGACUCAGUACAUGAAGGCAAUAAACUUCGCAAAAGGAGAACCGAGGUAUUACUUCUUGGUGUUCAAUGCUUCUGUUCUCUACUGGCACAUGGUGCGACCAUUCCUCAAGCCUGGAUAUCACCAAUAUGUGAUCCCCAGCCUCUCCCAAAUCGUCAAUGUAUUAAAUCAGACAGAAGAAGAGGACAAGGAGUGGCAGGCAGAGCUGAUGAUGGAACUUCUUGAAUGUUACCUGCAAGCCGGAAGGGAUGAGGAUGCUGCCAAGUUCUGCAUGACGGCCGUACCAUUCAUCAAAGCCAACGUGCCGCACAAGUACCGGCACAUGUUCUCAGUCAUGGUUCGUCAUGAACUAAUGGAUGACCAUCAGUUAAGGGAAGAGAAAAAGCAUUCCACAAGUCUCUCCAUCACUUACCACAUCAAUUCGCUAAAAGCGAAAUUGGAUAAAAAUAAUUUGCCAGAAGACAUCAACCAAAUUCUGAAAAAGGCCUAUAAACACUUAAGUCAUUACAAUCACCACCGCUUCCCUGCCAUCAGAGAAGAAAAAAUGCUUCUGCUUUUUGAGUUGGGCCGCCUGUCCCUGACCUUGAAAAAUGAGCCCAUUGCCUGCGACUGCCUGUCAGAUCUGAAGAAAAUUCAAACCAAGGAUCCUGGCAUGCUGCUCGAAAUUGAAGGCCUGGAGUGUGAAUUAGAAGCUUUGAGGCUGGAGAGCAAACUUAAAAUAUACCUUCGAGGAGCUGUGGAGAGCCAGCUGGACAUCAUUAAGAGACUGGACAUCACGCUGCAGCGGGCCAUCCGUUUGGGUGACCCCAAGACCAUCCAUGUGCUGUGCACCGCCCAGUGGAACAUCUGCCUGCCCCUCCUGCAGCGCAACCUGAGGUGCUACCUCCGAAAGCCACUGACCACCAUCGCCGAGAUUCUGGAAAAGGUUGAUAGCCUCAUGACCCUGAUGCGCUGCCAAGUCCACAUGGAGUUGGCGUAUAUUGAGCAGGAUGAGGACCGGCUGGAGCCUGCCAUGGAGCACCUGCAGAAGGCCAUGCGCCUGGACAGCCUAGGCCUCUACCAGGACAAGAUGAAGAUAGCUUACAACCGGCUGCAGUUAUGUACCAUGCUGUACCAGUCCCCUGACCGCCCCGAGGACAAGGCCACCAUGGCCAUUGAACAGGCAAAGAAAGCCACCCUGAAAGACAGUGCCCGGAAGAAGCGUGCACUCCUGGUGAAUGCAGGCCUGGCCCUCGCCCCCGACACCUUUCAGAUCGUGCUGGACAGCGAAAAUGAGGCCAAAGUUUCCACUGGGAAAACCAGGGGUCGCUUCACCUAUCUCUGCGCCAAAGCGCGACAUCACAUCCUCAGUGUGGAUAAAGCUGCUGGACACCUGCGGCGUCUGGGAAAUGAGAACGACAAGGAGAGGAUUGCGAUUUGGGCCGAGCUGGCCAAGGUUGCCUGGAAGCAAGACGUAUGCGAUGUCUGUCGUACAGCAACCCGCUUCUGCCUUCUAUAUGACAAUAUCAAGUCAAAGAAGACCUCAAGGCUAAAACGAGGGAAGAAGAAAAAAGGCACCGACAGCUCCAUGCAUGAAGGGGGGACAUCUGAGGUGGUCCUGCAAAAUCGUAUGUCCCCUGACCUGCUGAGGAAGAUUGCGGAGGUGUCGUUCCUCAGUGCUGAGGCCACUGUCCACUUGCUGCGCUUGGAAGGUGUGGAACUGAACAACAGGGCCAUCCCGCCUGAGGACUUGAGCCAACACCCAGCUGGCUAUGUGCCUGAACCACCAGAUAGCAAUCCAGAGUGGAUCACAUACAGAACCUGGAUAGAAAGCCUGUCACAGUACGCCAUGAGCAACUGGCUGCGCGCUGCAGAGAUUGGACAGGAGAUAGGGGAAUCCUGGAUCGUGCAGAACGCCGUGGUCUACGUUUUGAACCACAACCGUCAUCUCAUCUUGGCCGGGAGGCAGAAGGAGCUGGUGGAUUCCCUGUGUCACCUCCUCAACACCCUCAAGGCCACUGACUACAAAGGGGACCCCGUUAUGCUCGUCAUGCUCUGUGACGCCCUGGCUCGGGGCCUGAUCAUCAGCUGGAUUCCCAUCCAGACACCCGAAAAGUUGAAAAGGAACAUGCGCCCUAACUUAGUUCAUGUUCCGCUCGAGUCAUCGGCCUCACCUGAGAUCCGAGCGGCGCUGGAGGUCUGUGAGUUCGCACUCAACCUCACUAAUGGGAACGUGCCGGAGGACGUCGUCCCCACCAGUGUGCGGCAGCAUCUCAUCUCCACCUGGGUGAAGGCCAAGCAGCUACUGCAGCAGCAGAUUGGGCAGCGACUGGGCACUGAUGAACAGAGUACCAAUGAGGACAUCAACGCCAUCACCAGAGUCCUUGUUGCCCUUGAGAUGUACUCGUGCAACGGACUGGGCCUCAUGGACUUCACUCUUCCCCCGCUAGCCCAGGUGAUGAAAAUGGUUUCUGAGUGCAACUGGCCAGAACCCCUGGUGGAGCUGCAGACCCUGACGCGCCUCACCCACUUUGCCUAUGUGGCCCAUGACCAUGAGAUCACCAUGGCAUGUUCUCAGAACGCCACACAGAUGGGCCUCAAGUACCUGAGGUCGUUUGGCAGGACCGAUGUCAAGCUGGCAGCAGAAAUGCUGUGUACUGUGUCCUGCAUCCAGGGCCGCAGCAUCAUGGAAAACUUGAAGGGCAGGAAGCAGCUACGGCUAGCAGCAGCCAAGGCCUUUAUAGAGAGUGCCAGGUUUGGGGGCCUGGCAGACAACAGUUCCCUGGUGAUGACGGCCGCCCGUCACUACUGGAACACAUGGCUCCCGCUUCUGUCCUCACCAAGCAACAGGAAAAAGGCCAAGGGAUCCCUCCAGAGAAUCAUCAACAUCAUCAACAAGACAGAGACCAAGAAGCAGGAGACAGAGAAAACACUGCUUCUGCACCAGUGGCCAACAGCUGAUUUCCAGGGCGGGGGGACAUUAUCUGAAGGCCAGUUCCUUCCAGGGUCUGAGGAUGACCUCACACUCCGCGCUGCGCUCUACAGCCUGCUCUUCCACAGCCACGCUGACCAGAACGACUGGGAGAUGGGCCUCAAGGUGCUGGAUGAGGCCGUCCAAGUGCUGCCGAGAACAGCCCACCGCCUCUUGAUUUUCAAACAUAUGGUCAUUGUGAAGGCCAAACUUGGCCAGAACUUUACCAUGGAAAUCCAGAAGUUCAAGGAUGAGAGCGAAGAUUAUUUGGCACACAUGUGGUACCGUCUGGCUCAGAACUCGAGGAACAUCUGUGGGGAGCUCACCUGUUAUCAAAAUGCUAUCCAGGCACUGCAGAAGCCAGAGAGCAACUGGCAGAAGGUAGAUUACAUCGUGGAAUUCAGUGAAUGGCUGUAUUACAAGCAGUUCCCUAUGGAAGAGGUGGUUUCCCAACUUGAGUGGGCAAUCGAGAUUCUGCUGUCCAUGAAACCCACUGAAGAUGCCCCUGAGCAAGAGCCCAAGGAAGGGCAGGCCUCUCCUGCUCAGUCUCCUGCCAAGAGUGCAGUGUCCUUGAAUCUGGAGACCGUCUGCUUGGACCAGUUUCGAAGUGUGAGGCAGUUGGAGGCCCUGGCCCGUGUGCACAUCCUUCGGGCCUUGAUGGUGUCCCCAAGCUCUUCUUCCUAUGAAGAUGACUGCUUCAUGGCCUACAGCUUCCUCAGGCGCAUCUGGCAGAUUUCCUUGGUAUCAGGAGGAGAACUAAUUAUAGAAAAAACUUUACAAGUAGUUAGUUCACAAUUGCUACUGACAAAAAAGGAGAAGGAAAAGGAGAAAGACAAGGACAAGGACAAAGAGAAGGACAAGGAGAAGAAGAAGGAGAAGAAGAAGGAUAAGGAAAAGGACAAGGAAAAGGACAAGGAGAAAGAGAAGGAGAAGGAAAAGGAGAAGAAGAAGGAGAAGGAAAAGGAGAAGGAAAAGGAGAAGGGGAAAGAGAAGGAGAAGGAGAAAGAGAAGAUCAAGGACAUGAAACAGAUUUCAACCCCGGCUUCCAACAAGCCACCUGAUUACAUCCCCACUAGCAUAGAAGACUGGGCCUCCUACUCCUGCCCUGAGGAUCUGUUGUCUGUGUUCAAGCAAGACAGGAGCGACACCACUGUUAACGCAUCCAGUUUCCAGAAGCCGACAUACAGUUUGUACUACAUAGACCACUUGGCCAAAGCCUUGCAAAAGAUGUACCUUCAUGAGCUCAGCAUCCCGAUCCUGCAGCUGGCUGUACUGAUUGCAGAUGUGGUGGUGGAGAGCAAGAGCCUUGCGGACCUCUACCACCUGCGACUUUUACAGGUGUGUUCCGACCUGAGGCUGCACUACGCAGCGGCUUAUCAUGAAGAGGUGAUUGGACAGGCAUACAUUGGGGACAUGGAGCAGGCCAGCUGCAGAAAAGAGAUCACAUUUAAAAAAGAGAAGAACAAGGAGCCCGUGAUAGAAGAAGACAGCCCGCUGACGCUGCAUGAGCAGCUGGCUCCAUCCCGCUCUGUGGAGGUGAAGCCACUGAUAGCUCAAGACAAGAUUUUGAAGAUAAAUGGAGAGACUGGCAAGGGCCUGGAUGGGACAUCCUACCCCCAGCUGUGGAUGCUCAAAGGGGAGGUCCUCCUGGAGUUGGAGCUGUACCAACCAGCACGGCUGCUCUUGUCAGAGGCCCAGCAGACUUUCCAGGAGCUAGGAGAUAUCUGCGCAGAAGCACAGUGCCUGUUGUUUCUAGCACAGCUGGCCAACAAGGAAAAGAACCAUGGACAAGCUAUACUCAUGAUUGAGAGGGCCCAGCAGCUCGGCGGAGCUGAGGAGUUCUGGUACAAUUCAACCUUGGCUCUGGCUGAGGCCAUCUUAUCCUCUGAAGAUGAUAGAAAAGAAGUCAAAGUUUUCAAACUGUUUCGGAAACUCAUAGAUACAUUCAAGGUUCUCCAGAACGAAAGACCAAACCGAGUAUCCCUACUGAAAUACCUCAUCAUGGAGCUAGAGGCCAGGUGUGUGACACUUCAAAUCCAGCUUGCCUGCACCUCUGUUGACGGAGAACUUCUUGAGCACCCACUUUUGCUGAUGGACCUAGAAAAGCACCUGUUGAAAGUUGAAGAAAACUUCAUACGCAGUGGCUACAAGAAAAAAUGUGUCGACUUAAAACUAGAGCAUGCAAGGAUAAAGAAGUUAUGCGCUCAAAAGGAAAAAGAUGGAGAAGAAAAAACUGCCUAUUGGCUGGAAGUGUAUAACUUGUCCCAGGAAGCUAUAGAUGAGGAAGAAGAACUAUUUCACAGAAUCCAGGGGAUAUUGUCCCUUCAAGAUUUACAGAACAUCAACUCCCCGCUCAUGAGAAGGCUGGCCCGCCUCAAACUCCGCCUGGCAGAAACGUGCCUGGACAUGCAGCAGCUAAUCUGCAAGGAGGCCUUGGAGUUGCAGCUAGAGCAGGGCUCAUUCGAGAGGCUGCUUGCAGACUUCCUUCUGAACAUCAGCGACUACUCGUCCAUCGACUUGCAAUGGUUCAUGCUGAAGCGGACCCUGCCUCACACAGUACUGGCGCAGCUCGAGAGUCUGCAGCCGCUGUCCGUGGGCUGCAUGGACAUCCGUGCUCAGCUUCUGGUCCUGGCUGGGAAGGCCCUCCACCUGCUGUCUGUGCAGACAGACCCUGUGUACCCUUCCUUCUGCUGGGAGGAAGACCUCUUGGUAGGCACUAAGCAGAGCAGCCUGAGAUCGCUGGAGCUGGAGACCGAUACAGAGGACAAGAGUGUGGAGACCUCUUCCAGGGACUCGACAACCUUGAAGGAAGCCCCCAAGGAACAAAACCAGAAGGGAGAGGGUCUGAAGAAGAGGGCGGUGCUGGCCCAGAGGUUCCUGGCACAGACAUCAGAGGUACUGCUGCAGUGUCUGCAGGCUGCCCUGAGCAUCAACCUUCUGGACAUCGCAGCCACUGCCAGCUUGGAGAUGGUGGAGUGUAUUGGCAUCCUGGAUCCCACAACCACAUGCCAGUUCCUGUCACUGUCGCAGAGCUGUUCAACCUCAGAGAUGAUGCGGAACGUUUUGCUCACCGCCACGACCAAUACCAGCAGCUCACAGCUGGCAGCCCUGCUGCAGCUCCACCAGCGACUGAGGCAGCAGGACAUGACCUCCACCAGCCUGUUCGCCAGUGUGGAGCAGAGGCUGGCCACCACUUCCAGGGCAUGGCAGAGCCUCUGUGUCACAGAGCAGCAUUUCAACUUCCUGAAUGAGAUUCCACCCAUGUUCCGGAUCCUCUUUCUGCAGCACUCGAGAGACAGGUCCUAUCUGUAUGGCGCUGCCUUUGAGAGACCAAAGUCCAUGCCCGCACCCAAGGGGAAAAUGAUACCAGUGGGCGGUCACUGCAAGGUCAUGCGGGUGACUAUGAGUCCAACUGCCUUCUCAGACCUGUUAACCAGGGUCCAUUGGUUCCGGAAGCAGACCCAGACCCAGAAAUCGGACACCUUGCAUGAUGAGGAGCGAGACCUGUGCAUGCAGAGGCUCAACAGCAUCCUGGAGCACUUGGAAGAGUAUAUGAAGCCCAUCACCCCCCUGUUCACCUUCCCAGAAGCCAGAACACAGAUGCCAGUGGCUGUGGCUGAUCCAGGGAAACACAAAGGGAAAGAGAAGGAAAGGAAGCCGUCUCUCCCUCUAGCGCAGCCUGACCCUGAGUACAUGAUCCUGAUCGCAGACAGGCUGCUACUAGAGCUGCCCCUGGAGGGGCUCGCCGCGUUCGACCAGGUCACCUCCCUGUCAAGAGAGUUUUCCCUCCAGAUGCUGUGGAAUCGUCUCCAUAAGGAGGAGCUGGAAGGCAGUAUGAAGAAAGAGGUCAAAAGCAAGGAUAUCAAGAAGAAAGGCCCAGGAAAGAAAGGCCCGAAGAGCACCGUGAUCAGGGUCGUCCCACCCGAAUGCAUCCUCAUCGACUCGGACACUAUCAAGUUUGUCGUGGACCCUUACGAGGAGGCCGAGAGCAAAGAGACGUUGACUCCUGUCUCCAUAACCCAGGAGAUCUUGGAUAAGUUCCGAGACUCAUACACUGCGCGUUGGAUGGGGCAUCUGGGAAGCUACCACUUUCCAAGCCAGACUGACUGGGAGCAGAUACUGGACAGCUGCAGAGGCUUUUUCUUCUAUGGGAUGGAGGGCUUCCUGUCCCACCUGGUAGUGGAAAGACUGGUAGCCAUGGAUCUACAAGAAUGCCAGAUGAUGGUCCUGCUGGACUUGACAAGAUCCCCUGAGAGCAGGAAGCGGAAGGUAGAGUCCACAGAGAACAAGAGUGCAUCACAGCGGUCCUUGGAGAAGCCCAUCAAGACUGCCAUCCUUCUCAGCCUGGUGGGGGUUGAGAGCAUCGUGGCUAACCAGUGGCCCACGCUGCUGCAGGACAACGCGCUGAGGGCCACCAUCCUGUGGGAGAACCUGUUAGCAUUUGGCAAGCCACUUGGGAAAACUGUUCGUCUCAUUCAGAGGAUAGGCAACGAUACAGUUAAUCCAGAUGAGCCUCCCCACACCUCCAAGGAAGAGCUCUUCUCUGAGCUGCAGCCUCAGCUCCUGGAGUCACACCCCACUGCUCUGGGCUUGGUUCUGUACGGACUGCCUCACCAAGCCAUGGUGUGAGCUAAACCCUGGAGUCUGGAGCCACUACCCCGAGCUCUACCCCUCUGAGGCUCCUCUCCACUCAGGGCUCUUUCCCCACUUUCUGGAGCUCGCCCCAGCCUUGACACAGCCUGGUGUCUGUCCUUCUGUCCCCCAUACACAGUCCUGAGAAGACGGCUGUUGCCGGGUAUACCACCUAAGCUCUUGUCUGUUAGCCCCCAGGUUUGAUCUCGGUUUCAGUGUUUUAGUAAACAACUAAUGUUUGCAAACAA